Metarhizium album ARSEF 1941 is the source of this 2199-nucleotide messenger RNA. RefSeq names its product Sec1 family superfamily. Gene Ontology annotation, biological process: intracellular protein transport; vesicle-mediated transport. Gene Ontology annotation, molecular function: syntaxin binding. Lineage: Eukaryota; Fungi; Ascomycota; Sordariomycetes; Hypocreales; Clavicipitaceae. The coding region runs from base 1 to 2199 and encodes 732 amino acids. Gene Ontology annotation, cellular component: plasma membrane; secretory granule. The record is from RefSeq and is a predicted model, not a curated record. The transcript is spliced from 5 exons.
AUGGGGUUCUCUGCGACCCAGGAGCAUCACGAUGUCAUACUGCAAGAGAUACGGAGUCGAACCCAAGGAGACUGGAAAUGUCUCAUUGUCGACGAGGCCUCGGAGAAACUCGUAUACAACUCCGUCAAAGAAGAUGAUAUCCUCAGCAGCUCUGUAGCUACCAUUGAACGGAUCGAGGAGCGACGAGAGCCGAACCCUGACAUGGAGGCCAUCUACAUCCUUACUCCGGAGCCGCACAUCGUCGACUGUCUCCUUGCCGACUUUGACGGAAGGCGAUAUGGACGAGCAUACUUAAUAUGGACAAGCUUGCUGGAUCCCAAGCUGACACGUAAGAUUAACGACUUUCCCGGCGUCGCAAGCCUCAUGGUACAGCCGCAACAGCAAAGACCAGGGUCAAGACCAGUAGCAAACCCGAGAACUCUCCUUGUCGACUUUUAUCCUCGAGAAUCCCACCUCAUUACCUUCAAAGAUCCCUGGAGCUUCCCAGUUCUUUACCACCCCGCUUGCAACAACUUGAUUCCAAAACACAUGCGAGUGCUGGCGCAAAGGAUUGCCGGUGUCUGCAUUACUUUGGGAGAAUACCCCAAGGUCCGAUACUAUCGACCGACCGCCGCCUUUCACGAAGCCUCAGUUCUUUGCUCCCACUUGGCAAGAUUUGUGCAGGAAGAGCUAGACGUCUAUGCCGAGUGGCACAAAAACGAAUAUCCGCCCCCGUCGAACCGGCCACCCUCCACGCUCAUAAUUACCGAUCGAUCAAUGGACCUUAUGGCACCAUUGUUGCACGAAUUUACCUACCAAGCCAUGGCGCACGACCUGCUACCCAUCAAAGACGGUGACAAGGUCAUGUUUCGCACCACAAUCAACGCUGGCACGCCGGACGAGGAACAGAAGGACGUGGAGCUUUGCGAUGAUGACAAGAUUUGGGUCGACAAUCGACACCGACAUAUGAAAGAUACCAUUGACAAGCUCAUGGGUGAUUUCCAAAAGUUCAUCGACGAGAACCCGCAUUUCACUAAAAAGUCUGACAAUGGUGAUGCUCCAAGUCUCAACACCAUCCGCGACAUGCUUGCAGGCCUGCCGCAGUUCAAAGAAAUGAAAUCCGCGUAUUCAUUACAUCUCACCAUGGCACAGGAAUGCAUGAACGCAUUCCAGAACUACAAACUUCCAGACCUGGCGUCUGCCGAGCAAACAAUGUCGACAGGCCUAGAUGAGGACUACAGGAAGCCCAAGAACAUCCUUGAAACGGUCGUGGGGCUGUUGGAUGAUGAGGCAAUACAGCCAGCCGAUCGCCUGCGGCUGAUUGUAAUAUACGUCCUCUACAGAGGCGGUAUCAUCACAGAGGACGUCAAGAAACUGCUCCUUCACGCGUCCUUACCGCCCCAGGACGGCGAAGUCAUUGCCAACCUGGAGCUCCUUGGAGGCAAAACAUCACACAACCUCAAGGAGCCGCGACAGCGGCCUCCGCCCUUAUUUCCCAAGGACCCCAAGGCCUUUCAACCAAACGAAGACUAUGCUCUUUCUCGAUUCGAACCCGUCCUCAAGUCCCUGCUUGACGAGCUCACCAAGGGAACGUUGGACCAAACCACGUUCCCGUACGUCAAACCACCCUCGGACCCAAACGAGGACCUUCUUGCAGCGCAAGGCGGGUCCCUCCGUGCCGGACGACCAAACUGGGCCGCGGCAGGCCGGCGGCCGCCCGAGAACCGCCAAAGAAUCAUCGUCUUCAUGGCCGGCGGUGCCACGUACUCGGAGAGUCGCGUCUGCUACGAGGUCGGCCGCGACAAGAGCCGCGACAUUGUCCUCGCCACGUCGCACAUGCUGACCCCCAAGCUCUUCACCCGUCAGGUCGCCGACCUGAGCCGCGACAAGCGCCAGCUCGACAUCCCCAUGGAACGACCGAAACCCCGUGCCCCAGCUCACUUGUUCGAACGUCCACCGCCGCCGAGCCAGCAGUUCCCCCCCGGUGCCGGUCCUAGAAUGGCCGGCAUUCCGGGACGAGCACCCCCGCCAUCUGGCGGCAUUCCCGGCCGCCCAGUUGGCCCCCCCGGGGGAGCACCCACACCGCCCGUGCCGCCGGCGCCGCCCGUCGGCUCCAUGUCCAACCUCCGUCUGGACGCGAACGGUUCUCCUCCCGCCAAGAAGGACGGAAAGCUACCCAAGGAGAAGAAGAAGAGAAACUUCCUAGGCAUGAAGAAGUAG